AUGAGGACUAUUUCCACCAUCAAGGAGCCCGUUAUCACAUCUAUUGUGACUGACACAAUUGCUGUUGAAGUUACAGAAAAUGUUACAGCAAUAAUUACAGGCGUCACACCCAUUACUGAAAUUGAGGAAACUGAAACUUCUAUUACUUUAACAAUUUCCACUAGUGUAGAGCCUGCCCAUACACCCAUAAUUACUGAUACUAGUGCCGUGGAAGUUACACAUAUUAUUUCAACAAUAGUUACUGAGGUCACACCCAUCACUGAAAUUGAGGAAAUCGAAACUUCUACUAUCAGGACUAUUUCCACCAUCAAGGAGCCCGUUAUUACAUCUAUUGUGAUUGAGACAACUACUGUUGAAAUUACAGAAAAUGUUACAGCAAUAAUUACGGACGUCACACCCAUCACUGAAAUUGAGGAGGUUGAAACAUCUACUAUCUUAACAAUUUCCACUAGUGAAGAGCCUGUCUAUAUACCCAUAAUUACUGACACUAGUGUAGUGGAAGUUACACAUAUUAUUUCAACAAUAGUUACUGACCUCACACCCAUCACUGAAAUUGAGGAAAUCGAAACUGCUACUAUCAUGACUAUUUCCACCAUCGAGGUGCCCGUUAUCACAUCUAUUGCGACUGACACAAUUGCUGUUGAAGUUACAGAAAACAUUACAGCAAUAAUUACAGACGUCACACCCAUUACUGAAAUUGAGAAAAUUGAAACAUCUACUACUUUAACAAUUUCCACUAGUGAAGAGCCUGUCUAUAUACCCAUAAUUACUGAUACUAGUGUCGUGGAAGUUACAGAUAUUAUUUCAACAAUAGUUACUGACCUCACUCCCAUCACUGAAAUUGAGGAAAUCGAAACUUCUACUAUCAGGACUAUUUCCACCAUCAAGCAGCCCGUUAUCACAUCUAUUGUGACUGACACAAUUGCUGUUGAAGUUACAGAAAACAUUACAGCAAUAAUUACAGGCGUCACACCCAUCACUGAAAUUGAGGAAACUGAAACAUCUACUACUUUAACAAUUUCCACUAGUGAGGAGCCUGUCCAUACACCCAUAAUUACUGAUACUAGUGUAGUGAAAGUUACACAUAUUAUUUCAACAAUAGUUACUGACCUCACACCCAUCACUGAAAUUGAGGAAAUCAAAACUUCUACUAUCAGGACUAUUUUCACCUUCGAGGAGCCCGUUAUCACAUCUAUUGUGACUGACACAAUUGCUGUUGAAGUUACAGAAAAUGUUACAGCAAUAAUUACAGACGUCACACCCAUCACUGAAAUUGAGGAAAUUGAAACAUCUACUACUUUAACAAUUUACACUAGUGUAGAGCCUGUCCAUACACCCAUAAUUACUGAUACUAGUGUCGUGGAAGUUACAGAUAUUAUUUCAACAAUAGUUACUGAGGUCACACCCAUCACUGAAAUUGAGGAAAUCGAAACUUCUACUAUCAGGACUAUUUCCACCAUCAAGGAGCCCGUUAUUACGUCUAUUGUGACUGAGACUUUUGCUGUUGAAUUUACAAAAAAUGUUACAGUAAUAAUUACAGACGUCACACCCAUCACUGAAAUUGAGGAAACUGAAACAUCUACUACCUUAACAAUUUCCUCUAGUGAAGAGCCUGUCCAUACACCCAUAAUUAUUGACACUAGUUUAGUCAAAGUUACUCAUAUUAUUUCAACAAUAGUUACUGACCUCACACUCACCAUUGAAAUUGAGGAAAUCGAAACUUCUACUAUCAGGACUAUUUUCACCUUCGAGGAGCCCGCUAUCACAUCUAUUGUGACUGACACAACUGCUGUUGAAGUUACAGAAAAUGUUACAGCAAUAAUUACAGACGUCACACCCAUCACUGAAAUUGAGGGAAUUGAAAUAUCUACUACUUUAACAAUUUACACUAGUGAAGAGCCUGUCCAUACACCCAUAAUUACUGAUACUAGUGUAGUGAAAGUUACACAUAUGAUUUCAACAAUAGUUACUGACCACACACCCAUCACUGAAAUUGAGGAAAUCGAAACUUCUACUAUCAGGACUAUUUUCACCUUCGAGGAGCCCGUUAUCACAUCAAUUGUGACUGACACAACUGCUGUUGAAGUUACAGAAAAUGUUACAGCAAUAAUUACAGACGUCACACCCAUCACUGAAAUUGAGGAAAUUGAAAUAUCUACUACUUUAACAAUUUCCACUAGUGAAGAGCUUGUCCAUACACCCAUAAUUACUCAUACUAGUGUAGUGGAAGUUACAGAUAUUAUUUCAACAAUAGUUACUGACCUCACAUCCAUCACUGAAACUGAGGAAAUCGAAACUUCUACUAUCAGGACUAUUUCCACCAUCGAGGUGCCCGUUAUCACAUCUAUUGCGACUGACACAAUUGCUGUUGAAGUUACAGAAAACAUUACAGCAAUAAUUACAGACGUCACACCCAUUACUGAAAUUGAGAAAAUUGAAACAUCUACUACUUUAACAAUUUCCACUAGUGAAGAGCCUGUCCAUACACCCAUAAUUACUGAUACUAGUGUAGUGAAAGUUACACAUAUUAUUUCAACAAUAGUUACUGACCUCACACCCAUCACUGAAAUUGAGGAAAUCAAAACUUCUACUAUCAGGACUAUUUUCACCUUCGAGGAGCCCGUUAUCACAUCUAUUGUGACUGACACAAUUGCUGUUGAAGUUACAGAAAAUGUUACAGCAAUAAUUACAGACGUCACACCCAUCACUGAAAUUGAGGAAAUUGAAACAUCUACUACUUUAACAAUUUACACUAGUGUAGAGCCUGUCCAUACACCCAUAAUUACUGAUACUAGUGUCGUGGAAGUUACAGAUAUUAUUUCAACAAUAGUUACUGAGGUCACACCCAUCACUGAAAUUGAGGAAAUCGAAACUUCUACUAUCAGGACUAUUUCCACCAUCAAGGAGCCCGUUAUUACGUCUAUUGUGACUGAGACUUUUGCUGUUGAAUUUACAAAAAAUGUUACAGUAAUAAUUACAGACGUCACACCCAUCACUGAAAUUGAGGAAACUGAAACAUCUACUACCUUAACAAUUUCCUCUAGUGAAGAGCCUGUCCAUACACCCAUAAUUACUGACACUAGUUUAGUCAAAGUUACUCAUAUUAUUUCAACAAUAGUUACUGACCUCACACUCACCAUUGAAAUUGAGGAAAUCGAAACUUCCACUAUCAGGACUAUUUUCACCUUCGAGGAGCCCGCUAUCACAUCUAUUGUGACUGACACAACUGCUGUUGAAGUUACAGAAAAUGUUACAGCAAUAAUUACAGACGUCACACCCAUCACUGAAAUUGAGGGAAUUGAAAUAUCUACUACUUUAACAAUUUACACUAGUGAAGAGCCUGUCCAUACACCCAUAAUUACUGAUACUAGUGUAGUGAAAGUUACACAUAUGAUUUCAACAAUAGUUACUGACCUCACACCCAUCACUGAAAUUGAGGAAAUCGAAACUUCUACUAUCAGGACUAUUUUCACCUUCGAGGAGCCCGUUAUCACAUCAAUUGUGACUGACACAACUGCUGUUGAAGUUACAGAAAAUGUUACAGCAAUAAUUACAGACGUCACACCCAUCACUGAAAUUGAGGAAAUUGAAAUAUCUACUACUUUAACAAUUUCCACUAGUGAAGAGCUUGUCCAUACACCCAUAAUUACUCAUACUAGUGUAGUGGAAGUUACAGAUAUUAUUUCAACAAUAGUUACUGACCUCACACCCAUCACUGAAACUGAGGAAAUCGAAACUUCUACUAUCGGGACUAUUCCCACCAUCGAGGAGCCCGUUAUCACAUCUGUUGUGACUGACACAAUUGCUGUUGAAGUUACAGAAAAUAUUACAGCAAUAAUUACAGACGUUACACCCAUCACUGAAAUUGAGGAAAUUGUAACAUCUAUUACUUUAACAAUUUCCUCUAGUGUAGAGCCUGUCCAUACACCCAUAAUUACUGAUACUAGUGUCGUGGAAGUUACAGAUAUUAUUUCAACAAUAGUUACUGAGGUCACACCCAUCACUGAAAUUGAGGAAAUCGAAACUUCAACUAUCAGGACUAUUUCCACCAUCAAGGAGCCCGUUAUCACAUCUAUUGUGAUUGAGACAACUGCUGUUGAAGUUACAGAAAAUGUUACAGCAAUAAUUACAGACGUCACACCCAUCACUGAAAUUGAGGAAAUUGAAACAUCUACUACUUUAACAAUUUCCACUAGUGAAGAUUCUGUCCAUACACCCAUAAUUACUGAUACUACUGUUAUGGAACUUACAGAUCGUAUUUCAACAAUAGUUACUGUUCUCACACCCAUUACUGAAAUUGGGGAAAUAGAUACAUCCACUAUCAGGACUAUUUCCACUACCAUUCACACUGAAGAAGUAACUGAUACAACAAUCGUCGAAAUUACGAAGUUGACAACGGCAAUUAUUCCAGAAAUCACUCCAGUAAGUAAAUCUGAAGAACUUCACACUACCAUCGUUGAAGAGAUAUCCAUAUGCACAGUAUCAAUUGAUAUAACAACGGAAAUUGAGACCACAAGAGUAGAAACAACACUAAUAAUUCCGGAAAUCACAUCCCUAAGUAGUUCUGAAGAAGCUGCACCAACAAGCAUUGCAAUGAUUCAUACAACUGAAGAUAUUAUUCAUACUGAAGUCUUUAAUGACACCUCAAGUGUUGAAGAUACAGAAUUUACGUCUGAAUUAGCUCCGAAAAUCACAUCCCUUAGUAGUUCUAAAGAAGUUACGCCAACAACCGUUAAAGUAAUUCUUACAUCUGAAAAAACCAUUCACACUGAAGAAGUAAGUGUCGUUAUUACGAAGUUGACAACAAGAAUUAUUCCGGAAAUUACUUCAGUAAGUAAAUCUGAAGAUCUUCACACUACCAUCGUCGAAGAGACUUCCACAAGCUCAGUACCAAUUGGUAUAACAGUGUUAACUGAGAUCACAAGACUAGAAACAACAGAAGAGGCAACUCUAAUAAUUCCGGAAGUCACAUCCAUGACUAGUUCUAAAGAAGUUACACCAACAUCCGCUGAAGUGAUUCUUACAUCUGAAGAGACCAUUCACACUGAAGAUGUAACUAACAUGACAAUGGUUGAAAUUACGAAGUUGACAACGGCAAUUAUUCCGGAAAUCACUUCAGCAAGUAAAUCUGAAGAACUUUACACUACCAUCGUAGAAGAGACUUCCACAAGCGUAGUACCAAUUGAUAUAACAACGGUAACUGACACCACAAGAGUAGAAACAACAGAAGAAGCAACACUAAUAAUUUCGGAAAUCACAUCCAUGACUAGUUCUAAAAAAGUUACAUCAACAUCCGUUGAAGUGAUAUCUACAUCUGAAGAGACCAUUCACACUGAAGAUGUAACUAACAUGACAGUAGUUGAAAUUUCGAAGUUGACAUCGGAAAUUAUUCCGGAAAUCACUUCUGUAAGUAUAACUGAGGAACUUCACAUAAGUGCAGUACCAACUGAUAUUACAAUGGUCACUGAAACCGCAAAAGUAGAAACAACAGAAGAAGCAACACUAAUAAUUCCGGAAAUCACAUCCAUGACUAGUUCUAAAAAAGUUACUUCAACAUCCGUUGAAGUGAUAUCUACAUCUGAAGAGACCAUUCACACUGAAAAAAUCACUUCAGUAAGUAAAUCUGAAGAUCUUCACACUACCAUCGUCGAAGAGACUUCCACAAGCUCAGUACCAAUGGGUAUAACGGUGUUAACUGAGAUCACAAGACUAGAAACAACAGAAGAGGCCACUCUAAUAAUUCCGGAAAUCACUUCCAUGACUAGUUCUAAAGAAGUUACGGCAACAUCCGCUGAAGUGAUUCUUACAUCUGAAGAGACCAUUCACACUGGGGAUGUAACUAACAUUACGGUAGUUGAAAUUUCGAAGUUGACAUCGGAAAUUAUUCCGGAAAUCACUUCUGUAAGUAUAACUGAGGAACUUCACAUAAGCGCAGUGCCAACUGAUAUUACAAUGGUCACUCAAACCACAAAAGUAGAAACAACAGAAGAAGCAACACUAAUAAUUCCGGAAAUCACAUCCAUGACUAGUUCUAAAAAAGUUACAUCAACAUCCGUGGAAGUGAUAUCUACAUCUGAAGAGACCAUACACACUGAAAAAGUCACUUCAGUAAGUAAAUCUAAAGAUCUUCGCACUACCAUCGUCGAAGAGACUUCCACAAGCUCAGUACCAAUUGGUAUGACAUUGUUAACUGAGAUCACAAGACUAGAAACAAUAGAAGAGGUAACUCUAAUAGUUCCGGAAAGCACUUCCAUGACUAGUUCUAAAGAAGUUACACCAACAUCCUCUGAAGUGAUUCUUACGUCUGAAGAGACCAUUCACACUGGGGAUGUAACUAACAUAACAGUCGUUGAAAUUUCGAAGUUGACAUCGGAAAUUAUUCCGGAAAUCACUUCAGCAACUAAAACUGAGGAACUUCACAUAAGCGCAGUACCAACUGAUAUUACAAUGGUCACUGAAACCUCAAGAGUAGAAACAACAGAAGAAGCAACACUAAUAAUUCCAGAAAUCACAUCCAUGACUAGUUCUAAAAAAGUUACACCAACAUCCGUUGAAGUGAUAUCUACAUCUGAAGAGACCAUUCACACUGAAAAAAUCACUUCAGUAAGUAAAUCUGAAGAUCUUCACACUACCAUCGUCGAAGAGACUUCCACAAGCUCAGUACCAAUUGGUAUGACAUUGUUAACUGAGAUCACAAGACUAGAAACAACAGAAGAGGUAACUCUAAUAGUUCCGGAAGGCACUUCCAUGACUAGUUCUAAAGAAGUUACACCAACAUCCGCUGAAGUGAUUCUUACGUCUGAAGAGACCAUUCACACUGGGGAUGUAACUAACAUAACAGUAGUUGAAAUUUCGAAGUUGACAUCGGAAAUUAUUCCGGAAAUCACUUCUGUAAGUAUAACUGAGGAACUUCACAUAAGCGCAGUACCAACUGAUAUUACAAUGGUCACUGAAACCACAAGAGUAGAAACAACAGAAGAAGCAACACUAAUAAUUCCGGAAAUCAUAUCCAUGACUAGUUCUAAAAAAGUUACAUCAACAUCCGUUGAAGUGAUAUCUACAUCUGAAGAGACCAUUCACACUGAAAAAAUCACUUCAGUAAGUAAAUCUGAAGAUCUUCACACUACCAUCGUCGAAGAGACUUCCACAAGCUCAGUACCAAUUGAUAUAACAGUGUUAACUGAGAUCACAAGACUAGAAACAACAGAAGAGGCAACUCUAAUAAUUCCGGAAGUCACAUCCAUGACUAGUUCUAAAGAAGUUACACCAACAUCCGCUGAAGUGAUUCUUACAUCUGAAGAGAUCAUUCACACUGGAGAUGUAACUAACAUUACAGUAGUUGAAAUUUCGAAGUUGACAUCGAAAAUUAUUCCGGAAAUCACUUCUGUAAGUAUAACUGAGGAACUUCACAUAAGCACAGUACCAACUGAUAUUACAAUGGUCACUGAAACCACAAAAAUAGAAACAACAGAAGAAGCAACACUAAUAAUUCCGGAAAUCACAUCCAUGACUAGUUCUAAAAAAGUUACACCAACAUCCGUGGAAGUGAUAUCUACAUCUGAAGAGAUCAUUCACACUGAAAAAAUCACUUCAGUAAGUAAAUCUGAAGAUCUUCACACUACCAUCGUCGAAAAGACUUCCACAAGCUCAGUACCAAUGGGUAUAACAGUGUUAACUGAGAUCACAAGACUAGAAACAACAGAAGAGGCCACUCUAAUAAUUCCGGAAAUCACAUCCAUGACUAGUUCUAAAGAAGUUACAUCAACAUCCGCUGAAGUGAUUCCUACAUCUGAAGGGACCAUUCACACUGGAGAUGUAACUAACAUGACAAUGGUUGAAAUUACGAAGUUGACAACAGCAAUUGUUCCGGAAAUUACUUCAGCAGGUGAAUCUGUAGAACUUUACACUACCAUCGUCGAAGAGACUUCCACAAGCGCAGUACCAAUUGAUAUAACAACGGUAACUGACACCACAAGAGUAGAAGUAACACUAAUAACUCCGGAAAUCACAUACGUGACCAUUUCUAAAGAAGUUACUCCAACAUCUGCUGAAGUGAUUUCUACAUCUGGCGACAUCAUUCACACUGAAGAAGUAACUGAUACAAUAGGCAUCGAAAUUACGAAGUUGACUACAGCAAGUAUUCUGGAUAUCAUUUCAGUAAGUAAAUCUGAAGAAUUUCAUACCACCAUCGUCGAAGAGAUUUCCACCAGCACAGUACCUUUGGAUAUAACAGAGGUCACAAGACUAGAAACUACAGAAGAAGCAACUCUAAUAAUUCCGGAACUCACAUUCAUGAGUAGUUCUAAAGAAGUUACACCAACAUCCGCUGAAGUGAUACCUACAUCUGAAGAGAUCAUUCACACAGAAGUCGUUAGUGACACAUCUAUAUCUGAAGAAGUUUCACCAACAACCCUUAAAGUGAUUCUAACAUCUGAAGAGACUAAGAAAGUAACUGACACAACAAGCAUUGAAGGUGUGGCAAGUGACAAAACUAUAGAGUUUACAAAGGACCUUCCAGCAACCACUUUGGAUGCAACAGUGUUAAGUGUGAUGGACGAACUUGGACCAACUGGGCCUUCAACGAGUCAAAUGUAUGUCACUCCAUUGAAGCUUCCAUCAACUGCAAAAGGGACACACCUAACAUCGGAUUCACCAGAUAAUCGUACACUAAUCACUGAGUAA
Messenger RNA from Aethina tumida (small hive beetle), 8682 nucleotides. RefSeq names its product mucin-17-like. Lineage: Eukaryota; Metazoa; Arthropoda; Insecta; Coleoptera; Nitidulidae. The transcript has a single exon. The record is from RefSeq and is a predicted model, not a curated record. Bases 1 to 8682 code for a protein of 2893 amino acids.